AUGGCGACCGCACCACCUGCGGCUGGCGGGUCUAUCACAUUACUCGACGAGCCUUGGACAGCCGAAGGUGCGCGACUUCUACUAGAAGUAGAUGAGGGAUGGGUAGGCUAUCGUGGGGAUAUUGCGUGGAGCUGGCAUGACGAAACGUUCAUGAUUUACUCAGCCAUUUGCCGGGAGCGCAAUUGGCCAUGCAAAUCGCAAGCCGCAAGUGUUGCUAUGCUCACGGCUUUGCGUACAGAUAGCAUCAGUAUGAAAAUUAGUAGUUCGAUGCGUACUGCUGAUGGCUUCGCACAAUGGUCGUUGAUAGAAAUGCGCGAGUUAGGUGCUCAGAUGCGGCGUAUUGUUGAGGGUCGAAGUCCUGCAAUGCGCUGGUCUGCACAGCUCUUAUCUUUUGUGGAGACUAUGAAGACAAUAGAUACCAAAUACAACAUUGGUGACCGCACGGUCGAGGAAUUCGCCUUUCGUGCUUCGAAAUAUCUCCCUUUAGCAAUCGUCAUGCUCAUUGAUCCGCAUAGAACUAACGGAAAGACGAGUCAUGACAGGUGGAAGUCAGAUUCGACUCCAUUAAUGAAGCCUUUGAAAUUAUUGCGUCCGAUACAGAGAGAUCAGCUGACUGAUAACGCUAUUGAGAGAGCCGACGAAUCGCUCGCGCCAGGUAAGAGGAGAAUAAUGCCUCUCACAGAUCCUUCUUUGGGCAUUCCAAAUGACACUCGUCCAAGGUUGGUAAUAAAGCGGAAUCAAAGUACAGAGUUGAAUGUCAACAAGUCGUAUCAUGGUUCAAGAUUCAAUAAUGACAACUUGCGGUGGACUGGCAAUAAUUUUGGCCAUGAGACGAGGAAUGCUGGGCCUUCUAUUCAGAUAGAUACAAAUCAAGAACAAAUGCUACCAAAACAACAGUCAGCCGCAAAUCAAGCGCAUCUUUCAUACUCUCAAGAUGUGAGAGCACAGAAGCACACCGACUUCUCAGCUAUCGGUGGAUAUCAUCGCUUGGAUCAAGCAGCCUCUGGACUACAAUUGUUCGGCCAAAAACAAGUAGCUACUCCCCAUCGAGAUACUGCAGAUCAACCGCCGUCGACUUACGGGAUGCAAAGUGGUGACAUACCUAUGCAGCGAUCGACUCGCAAUGAGUUAUGCUCUCAGCAACCAAUUGUAAGUGACUCCAUGGAGUUGAAUGACCGCGCCAGUACAGCACCACAUGUGCUUCGUGGUGUAAACCCAUACAAUCGACCAGAAAAAUCAUGGGGAGAGUUUGUAGUGGAAGUUCUACUUGCUCAAAGAAUGGCAAGUAACGAAGACGAGCUAGAUUAUUGGCACUUUGUUCGCAACCUUUACGAAAUCUGA
Plasmopara halstedii is the source of this 1341-nucleotide messenger RNA. RefSeq lists its product as uncharacterized. The record is from RefSeq and is a predicted model, not a curated record. NCBI's taxonomy places the organism in Eukaryota, Oomycota, Peronosporomycetes, Peronosporales, Peronosporaceae. The transcript has a single exon. Bases 1 to 1341 code for a protein of 446 amino acids.